This is a messenger RNA of Lycium ferocissimum, 1323 nucleotides long. Its product is annotated as ASC1-like protein. Lineage: Eukaryota; Viridiplantae; Streptophyta; Magnoliopsida; Solanales; Solanaceae. Gene Ontology annotation, cellular component: endoplasmic reticulum; membrane. The transcript is spliced from 7 exons. The record is from RefSeq and is a predicted model, not a curated record. Gene Ontology annotation, biological process: ceramide biosynthetic process. The coding region runs from base 143 to 1069 and encodes 308 amino acids. Gene Ontology annotation, molecular function: sphingosine N-acyltransferase activity.
GAAUUAUAUAGAGAAUCGAAAGGACAAAAACAACAUACCAAAUUUAGUCAGCCAGUCAAGUAUGGUAUUGAUAGAGCAUUUAAGACAUGGAAUACCAAAAGUACUUAAUGGAAAUGUCUAAAAACUGAUAAAGCAAACGUAAAUGGGUGUGCUUGAACUAGGGACUUUUAUUGACUGGGAACAAGAAUCAUACCCGCAAUAUGAAGAUUUCAUCGUGCUUCUUUUGUUUGCACUUUUCUUUCCCACUGUCAGGUUUUUGCUUGAUAAAUUUGUAUUUGAGAAAGUGGCUAGAAGGUUAAUACUUGGAAAAGGAAAGUCAGUGCUGGAAAGUGAGACAGAUGAACAUAGAAAAAGGAUACGGAAAUUCAAAGAAUCGGCAUGGAAAUGUCUGUACUUUAUCUCUGCAGCAGUUUUCGCACUUUCAGCGACCUACAACGAGCCUUGGUUGAAAAAAACCAGAUACUAUUGGGUAGGGCCAGGAAAUCAGGUCUGGCCUGAACAUAGAUACAAGUCAAAACUAAAGGCAUUUUAUAUGUAUUCUGGUGGAUUCUAUGCAUAUUCGAUAUUUGCGUUAAUAUUCUGGGAAACAAGGCGAUCUGACUUUGGGGUUUCGAUGAGUCAUCAUGUUACUGCUGCGAUUCUUAUCGUCUUGUCCUAUAUCUUAAGGUUUGCAAGAGUUGGUUCGGUUGUUUUAGCACUCCAUGACGCCAGUGAUAUAUUCCUUGAAUUAGGGAAAAUGUCCAAAUACUGUGGCGCUGAAGCUCUUGCCAGUUAUUCAUUUAUCCUUUUUGUUUUAUCUUGGAUUGUUCUUCGUCUCACAUACUUCCCUUUUUGGGUUCUUUGGAGUACAAGUUACGAAGUUACCUAUACCUUGGAUAGGCAGAAACACGGGGUGGAAGGACCAAUCUAUUACUAUGUAUUCAAUUCUCUUCUAUACUGCUUGCUGGUUUUUCAUAUAUAUUGGUCGGUGCUGAUAUAUCGGAUGCUUGUUAAACAAAUCCAGUCGAGGGGCCGAUUAAGUGAGGAUGUUAGAUCUGAUUCUGAAGAGGACGAUGACCAUGAAGAUUGACCAUGCAAGAAGAGUUUUAGUGCUCCUGUAUACAUGUGAAGGUACUUAAUAAAUCUUCAGAGAUUUGGGUGCUAAUGGAGAGAAGAUAAUGUAAAGCAAUUUCAUGAAUUCUGCAUCCAUAUGUUUUUAUGCUAGCUUCUUUACCUACCAAUAGCACAAAUAAAUUAUCCAUGUUCCUCCCUGCUGCCAAAAAAUGUAAAGAAUUUCCUGCUGUAUCUAAAACAGAAUCAUCAUUCAGGCACUCAUUUACUGAA